Molecule: messenger RNA, 5339 nt
Organism: Aedes aegypti (yellow fever mosquito)
Lineage: Eukaryota; Metazoa; Arthropoda; Insecta; Diptera; Culicidae
Gene: lqf
Product: epsin-1
Exons: 15
Coding region: 926-3178 (750 amino acids)
Biological process (GO): endocytosis
Cellular component (GO): plasma membrane; clathrin vesicle coat; endosome
Molecular function (GO): clathrin binding; phospholipid binding
Source: RefSeq, a predicted model, not a curated record
CAGUCAGUAUGAUUUCGUUCGUCAUCAAGCAAAGAGGUUCGCCGUGAGAAAGCCAUUCGCGAGUUUUAUUGUUUCGGUUCGUCCAAAUUCCCAUUAGUCACAAACGAGGGACCGUUUCGACGACCACCAGUAGUAGUGUAAUUGUGGCGACGACCACGAUUGAUGACGACUACGUAAAAAAAGUGAUCCCACCAGUCAGUCACAAGGCAAUAUUAGAAAACAAAUUGAGGAACACAGCAUCACGCAAUUGAAGGAAGGAAAAUAGUGAAAUCCAAAUCCCGUUGUGAAGUGUUCUGAAUUUUCGAUUGAAACUCGCAAAGUGGAAUAGCGAGAAAGAGUGCGAGUGUGAAAUAAAAACGCAGUGAAAAGCAAAAAAAAUCGGAAACAGUUGCAGCAAAAGCAAAAUUAUUGUGUGCCAGCGAGCAGCCUUCUACAACACACGCAAUAUCUCUGUACAUAGAUCCAUCGGCCAGAGCAAACCAACCAAUCAUCCAGAGGUGCAGCAUUGAAAUGACACGACUCGCAAUGUUUUACCGUUGACUGUUAAGUGCUCCUCUCUGCUUUUUAGUUGUUUGCCAGUUAUGACUAAGGUGCCGAAAUCGUGUUGAAAACUGAGCUGAGUGUUAUUUUCUUUUCAAUUCCCAUAUAAAUAACCACCCACAUACGUUCCAGUGUGCUACAGAGUGGUAGUGUAUCAGUGUUACAAUUAAGCCGAAGAGAAUAAGUUUCCUGUGACAGCGAAAUCAGAAAAUUGAUAACCUAAUCAGAAAAAUCGUGAGUGUAUCGUAUUAUUGGUACCGUAUAGCAAACACUAUCAACUGCAGCAUUAGCAGCUUAAAUAAUCACUAGAGAGCUACAAUACCUACAACGUUUGCGCCAUCCCAUAACCAGUAGACGACCUUAGCAGCACAAUCAUUCCAUCACGAUGAAACGAAACGACACGCAAAUGAAUGUCGCUGGCAUACGGCGAAACAUCAAAAAUCUUGCACACAACUAUUCUGAUGCUCAGGUCAAAGUGCGGGAGGCGACCUCCAACGAUCCAUGGGGUCCCUCGUCGACCAUUAUGGCAGAAAUUGCCGAUCUAACAUACAACGUGGUAGCCUUCUCGGAGAUUAUGCAAAUGAUUUGGAAGCGAACCAACGACCAUGGCAAAAAUUGGCGCCACGUUUACAAGGCACUGCUGCUGCUGGAGUAUCUCAUCAAAACAGGCACCGAAAAGGUGGCACAACAAUGCAAGGAAAACAUAUACGCCAUCCAGACGCUAAAGGAUUUCCAAUACGUGGAAGAGGGCAAAGACCAGGGAAUGCACGUGCGAGAAAAGGCCAAACAGUUGGUGUCGCUGCUGAAAGACGACGAACGGUUGAAAAAUGAACGUGCGAGGGCGUUGAAGGCAAAGGAACGCUUCGCCCGGACGGCCAGUGGAUUCGGUUCCGAUGGUUCCAUCGAUGGGCCAACCACCAGAGAUGCUCGCCCUCCGAACUGGGGCGAAGGAGAACCAACCGGUCGGCCGGUGUCGGAAAUCGAAUUUGUCAGGCCGCAGACGGUGGGAGAGGAAGAACUGCAGCUUCAGCUGGCCAUGGCUAUGUCGCGCGAAGAGGCCGAGCAGGAAGAACAAAAACGAAGAAGCGAUGAUGUGCGGUUGCAGUUGGCACUGAGCCAGAGUGAGCAGGAUUUUAAACAUGAUACUAAACCAGCCGAUAGUGCCCUGGUCGAUUUGCUGGACAUUUCGUUUGGGGCAGCCAGUAUUUCCAGUCCAUCACAGCAGCCUGGUCCUUCUACGAGUACCGAUCCCUGGGGAUUACCGGUUGCCGGAGGAUCGAGGCCACAGACUUCUGACCCAUGGUCACGGACGUCCUCUCCGCCGGUGGUCGAUCCCUGGCUGAACAGUGCUUCGGCACUUCCACCACCCGCAUCGAGACCACCGGUGGCAGCCGCCGGCGUCGGAUUGGAUGCUUGGGCUCCGGCGCGAACUCACUCACCCUCGGUCACAUCGGGCUCAUCUGUGGAAGGUUGGCUCCAGAAUGGAACCGGUGCCGGAGCGAUAGCCCCCGCUGGAACAAAUGGAAACGUCGAUCCGUGGCUUAAGACGUCUGCUCCCAGUGCGAGUGAACCGUGGCAGGCUAAAAGAACUACACCAGUGCCUACGGCUGAUCCUUGGCAGGCUCCUAGCUCAAAUCCAGCCAAACAAGAUCCAUGGGCACCAGUGGGAGAUGGAGCUUUCCCGCUGCCUGCACAUCGACCAUCCCCAGUGGGAGCUAUUACCUCGCCAGCCUCGGACCUCGAUGAGUUUGAUAUAAUCACCAAAAGGAGUAAUAACAGCAAUGCAGUCAACAACAAUCUUAACAACAAUGGUUUAUCGUUACUGGACGACCUGGACCCGCUAUCGUCGAGCAACACCUCCAGUUCAGCCAGCAAUUCAACUCCCUCGGCAACAGCGACGACAACGAAGAAAACACCUGCCUCGUUCCUCGGCGAAAACUCCUCGCUGGUCAAUCUGGAUAACCUCAUCAAACCGGUGACGACGGCACCGGGGGCAGGAGCGCCUGGAGCGCCAGCCUACAAUCCCUUCGGUGAUGCAGCGCCUGUGCAGAAAAACCUGUUCCAACAGAAUCAACCACAGGUUCCGUCCAUAAAUCAGCUGAAACAGUCGCCGUUCCCAGUGACGCUCAAUCAGGAUCCGUGGGCACCAGUUAAUCCUGCUACUGCGGCGCAAUUUGCUGAGCAAAACUGUAGCACUGGAAUGGGCCAUUCUUCUAACAAUAUUUCCUCGUUUGGACUAACCGAUGAUGUGACCGAUGAUUCUGAUACUAACAAUAACAACCCCACCCCACGCGAAUUCACUGAUUACGAUAAUAACAAUCAUCCGGUCGAUAGCGGAAUGGCUAUCGAUGAUCGCGAUGCUGAAAUGUAUAAUCCCAAUUUCCUCCCAACAACUUACAUUGGCAAGCAACCUAGCAAUGCAAAUGCCCCUCUGGAAACCAUUACCAAUCCCAGAAUAGCUCCCCCUUCCCAUCCGCCCCCAAUAUAUAAUCAUCAGUCGGAAUUGAGCGACCUCUAUGAUUUCGGUUUCGGUGACGAAGGUCCUUACGAUACUGACAAUUCAAAAACCAGUCAUAACAACAUCAACAACAAUGCCCCCUGGAUGAAUCCGCAGUCAUCGAAUCCAUUCCUAUCGUAAGACUAAUGCGCCAACACUAUAGCAGAACCAUAGAAACCAACCAAUAGCAAUUUUACCAGAUCCGAAACACAGACAACUGGCAGGGAACAACAUAAGAGCGAAGAAUCGUGUAGUAUCACGACUGAAUACAACGAUAGAAAGCGGAAACCCAGGUUACUUAUUACGAUGCAAAAUGAAAAGCGUAUAUCCGAAAAAAUCUAUGUUGAUCAGAGUAAAUUUUAGUUUCCAAAACUGUAGAUAUGAUUGUAAAUCAAUAGUGACUAAAAAUAAAGCGACUUUCUUUGCCCUCAAACUCUUCAAAAGCACACUACCUACAACUACUGAAAAAAAAAACCCUGAUAGAAACCAAACCGAACUCUUGUAGUAAACAGCUAAAUUACUAAUAGAACAGAAAACCGUGGAAAAUCAUAAAUGCCUUACUAAGUGUUAAAAUGAACAUAAGGAGAAUAAAAUUAGAUAACCUAAACGACUGUUGAUAACAAAAAAAGAACAACUAAUUGGGAUGAGCUCUAGAAACACAUUUCUGACAUUUUUGAGCUAACAAGCCCAACUACAUACAAAGAUAAGAAGUGUAUGUGCAUAUAUGUAGGCGCACUUCUGGUGUAAUGAAAAAAAAGUUUUUACGGCUUAUCAUAAAACUCAAUUUUGAACCUUUUUUCUAACAAAAUCAAAUAAAAAUAAAAUAUACUUCUUUUGUGAAUGUGAUAUCUGUUACCACACAUACAUGCAGUUGAAAAAAAAAACUGUGGAAUUAAAAAAAGAAAACAAUUUGCUAGAAAUUUGAACACUAUGAGUAGAAUACUCUGUUUGGAAAUAAAGAGAUUAGGUAUGUGAACCUUUCAGUGCUGCCCUUGACGAUAUGCGGUAAUCGGCUACCUACAAUCUUCACUCCACAAACGUGGUUACAACCAACAAUACCGCGAGGAAAAUUGCAAUAGCUAAUUAAGGUUAAUCGAAACACCCGUAUCUGCCAAUGGAUAGGCAUCAUAGGGGCAACAUUUGAAUAGCACAUAUGCUAUAUUUCAUUAAAACUCCAACAAGAGUAGAGAUUUUGUGCGUCGGAGAGUGUCAAAUAGAAGUUGGUACUAUUUUUGGAUGGUUUUCUAUUUUAAUAGUUUCAAUCAAAACUAAUCCCAUAGUAAGAUUUUCUACGUAUGUUUCUGAUGAUGGUUUCAACUGGAUUAAUUGCUUUAAACUUGUGGAAAAGGUCGUGGGUAGUAGAGGAGAUAGUAGGUAUUUGAAUUUCUGCGUUACUUUAUCGGGUGGAUCAAAGUAGGCUUCGCUUUUGUGCCUGUAAUGUCUCACUAGAGGAAAAAGGGGAAUAAAUCAAAUAAACCAUUUGAGCUUUAGUUGUAAACUACAGAAACAAAUACGAAGAAGUCGAAGUUAGAUGAGAAUGCUACGAAUACUGGUUAUCAUGAAAAGUAUUGUGACGAAUAAACGAAUGAGGGAUCAUUAUAUUUCUGUUUACUUGUACUGUGGGAAUGUAAGCUACAUUUUCUGCUACUAUUUAUUUGAAAAUAAUAUAGCAAUUAUUAACGUGGUAUGUAAAGUAUACAAGCAUCAUUCAAACCAAUCUUGAUACAAAUAUUUUUUUUCCAAAAAAAAAAACCGCUUUACUUGUAACAAUUAAAAGGUUUUUUAAUUACAAAAAAAAAACAAUUCUAAUUUUGAAUUGAACAGACAUUAUGCACAUAUUACAUAAUCCUGAAAUUGACAUUUUAACUUCGCCCGUUUGUAAAACUCUUCGGUGAUAAUGCUUGAACAAUUGCAGAAUUACGUAAUUUGUGCCCGAUGACUUUUCUACGAGUAAAGAUAUACACAUACUCUGCUGAACAGAUGAAUAAACAACCGAAGCAAUAGUUUUUUUCCGUUGGCAUCUCGUUUUUUGGUUUCCAUUUCGUCUCUUGAAACUAAGCAUCAGAUAGGCUUGGAGUUGUAACAAAACAAAAAAGAAACAAGGUCAGAGGUUUAUUUUUUGCUUACUGCAAUUAACUAAUUCUAAGAGCAGCAGAACACACAUUUCAAUUUCGAUUGAACACUGAGACGACACCCGAGAGGAAGAGAUAAAACUGGAAGAAUGUAUAGAGUUAAAAGAUUAUUUAGAACGGAAGAAUGAAAUUAUAUAUAUUUUAUAAAAUAAAUCGAACUGAUUUCAAUA